This is a messenger RNA of Anthonomus grandis grandis, 1074 nucleotides long. Its product is annotated as myb/SANT-like DNA-binding domain-containing protein 3. Bases 110 to 982 code for a protein of 290 amino acids. NCBI's taxonomy places the organism in Eukaryota, Metazoa, Arthropoda, Insecta, Coleoptera, Curculionidae. The transcript has 5 exons. The record is from RefSeq and is a predicted model, not a curated record.
GAAAUUUUAUUGUAGUAAGUAUUGCUUUUAUUUUAUUGGGUACAGUGUUUAGUUUUUGUAUUUAUUAUUUAAAAUUUAAAUUCUUGUUUGGUGGUGGAAUAUUUUAUAAAUGGAUCCUUGUAAGAAAAGAACUAUUAAUUUCAGUAAAAAGGAGGUUGGCAUAUUAAUGAGCCUUGUACUAAAAUAUAAGGGCACAAUCGAAUGUCGAAAGACUGACAAAAUGAACAACGAUUUAAAGCAGAAAGCUUGGGAGCGUCUAUCAAAUGAAUUUAAUAGCAUUUGUGGAGAUCCUUUCAGAGAUGCAAAAGUUCUUCGUGGCAAGUAUAAAAAUCAAAAAAAAAGGUCAAAACAAAAAUUUGCUGAUGAAAAAACAUACCUACGAGGAACUGGAGGAGGGCCUGUAAAACCUAAGAUAAUUGACGAUAUCGACAAACAAGUUAAAGAAAUUAUAGGUACUCAGAUGACAGGCUUUGAUUCAGAAUUUGAUGGAGAUAGUAAAUAUGGCAACAUGCAGAUGGAAACUCCUGAGGGAUCUCGUUUUAAUAUUUCUGAUUCAGAGUUACCUAAUGAAGACAUAGAGCAAAUGGAGGAAGAUGGCAAAGAUUCUAAUGAGAAAGAUAGUUUAUUGUCAGCUGCUUUACCUACCAACUGGAACAAAAUAACCCCAGAAAAGCUUCACACUCCAAAAUCGAAGCCAUGGAAAACCAUUUUGAAGAAGGCUUGUGCUAAUAAGGAAAAUAAAAAUGUUCUGUCAAAUAAAAUUAUUUCCUGGGCUGCAAAUAAAGCUGAAUUAGUCUCCAAGGAGACAGAAUAUCCUGAAAAAGAACAUCUUUUGAGAGUAGAAAUGAUGAAGGAACGCCACAAACAUCAAAUGGCACUAGAAACAAAGGAGAGUGAUGAAAGAAUUCUUAUUCAAGCUAAGAAAGCUGAACUAGAGCUGGAGAUCCUUCAACUGAAAAAAAGAUCAGCUGCUAUCUGCUAAUAAAUGAUGUCUGUUUUAAAAAUUUAAAAAUAUGUAUAUGUAAAAUAAGUUGUAUUUUAUUUAUAAAAUAAAAAAAUGUGUUUAAAAUUUAA